AGUGCUAUGCACUCAUUCAUUCAUCCAUAAUGGCUCCCAUCCGCUUUUUCCUUUGGAAUAACGCCAAAACAGCCAUUACCCAUUACUCAUGUGGAAUAUGGAAGCCCUUCCCUUCCCCUCUUCCUCCUCCUCAUCCUCCUUUUCUUCUUCUUCCUCCUCCUGAACCAAACCCCACAUCUCCUUUCCCCAAAGCAGCUCUGGUCCCAGUUGCCUGUCAUACCUCUCCCCUGCCUCCCACCAUUCUCUCUCUCCUCUCUCUCUAUAGUACAGCUGAACCAGAACAAAAAAUCAGGAUCCCUCGCCCGGUCAGAGCGAUCUAUGUAUCGGGUUUCCCGCUCAGCUUUUCCUCAUCAGCACCAGCGCCGGAGAGCCCCUUCCUCUAUUUAUCAACCUCCCCUCUUUUUCCUCCUCGGCUUUACUUUUAUUGACCCUUAGGUCGAUCCCUCCCCACAUCCUCUCUCCUUCCUCCUCUCCCCCUCUCCCCCCGUGAAUGCCCUUCAAAAGAAUUUCACUCAAUUGCUUUCUGGCAGCCCCCCAUCUUGCUCCUUUCUGCACAGACACUGCCGCCCUUCUUGCUACUGCAUCCUCUCCUUUCUAGGAAGGCACUGCCCUUCUGGCUCUUCUGCUCUCUUCCCUUGCCCGCCCGCCUGAUCGCCUGCUUGCACUUCACUGCAUCCUCAAGCAGCGAGCAUGUCCAACUGCAUCGACAUGGCCUCUGAGCAAGUGUGCUACGUCCACUGCAACUUCUGCAACACCAUUCUUGCGGUAAGCGUUCCAUGCAGCAGCCUGUUCAACAUCGUCACUGUGAGAUGCGGACAUUGCACCAAUCUGCUGCCCGUCAACAUGGCGGCCAUGCUUCAGCCGCAAAACUUUGCUCCCCACGAUUACAUGCACAUGCUAGAUUGUUCAUCAUCUUCCAGAUGCAACAAGCUCUCUCCAAUGGCCAUGGUUUCUCCUAAGCCCCACGAGGACACUGUUGCUGUCAACAGGCCACCCGAAAAGAGGCAACGGGUUCCUUCUGCAUACAAUCAGUUUAUAAAAGAGGAGAUCCAAAGGAUUAAAGCAAGCAAUCCAGACAUAAGCCACAGAGAGGCGUUCAGUACUGCAGCUAAAAACUGGGCUCAUUUUCCUCAUAUCCAUUUUGGGCUGAUGCUGGAGAGCAACAGAAAGGACAAGUUUGAUGAGGGCGGGAACAAGCUCCUCAUGACAAAGGCAGCAGUGUGCAAUAAAUGACUGUUAGAUAUGGAUGGACAUAAAUGACUACAGCUUCCGAAGUCUUAAUGUUGCCAUCCGGCCCUUUUGCCGGCGAACGGACUCUGUCUAAAGCCGCAACUCCGGUUAAGGGAAUUAGAUGAAAAAUCCAGUGAAUCUUGUUAGAGUACUUUUCUCCUACCUUGUGAAAGAACUAAAUCAUCUUAUUUUGUUGUAUUACAAGUACCAAUAUAUAUACUACGUCUGGCUAUCAUGCUUUGUCAUCUUUAUUCCUUCAAGAUGAAUGAAACCAGAAGAGUGACACUUUAA
Messenger RNA from Nymphaea colorata (pocket water lily), 1521 nucleotides. RefSeq names its product axial regulator YABBY 5-like. The transcript is spliced from 7 exons. NCBI's taxonomy places the organism in Eukaryota, Viridiplantae, Streptophyta, Magnoliopsida, Nymphaeales, Nymphaeaceae. The coding region runs from base 691 to 1233 and encodes 180 amino acids. Gene Ontology annotation, cellular component: nucleus. Gene Ontology annotation, biological process: abaxial cell fate specification; multicellular organism development; cell fate commitment. The record is from RefSeq and is a predicted model, not a curated record.